This is a messenger RNA of Stegodyphus dumicola, 1745 nucleotides long. It is a transcript of the gene Coq8, whose product is annotated as ubiquinone biosynthesis protein COQ8, mitochondrial. Gene Ontology annotation, biological process: ubiquinone biosynthetic process. NCBI's taxonomy places the organism in Eukaryota, Metazoa, Arthropoda, Arachnida, Araneae, Eresidae. The record is from RefSeq and is a predicted model, not a curated record.
UCUGCUGCUUCUGCGUGCUUACAUUCAUUGAACCUAUGAAUGUUUUAUUAUUAUGUAACUGACUUUGAGGUUAAGAUCUGGUGCUAUAACUGAAAUAUAAAGUGUAUUAAGCUGUGCUGCUGUAAUGCAAGUAAAUUCUUGAAGCGUUUUUGUUGAUGCAUAAUACUCUGAAAUACUUUCGAAAUGAAAUCAUCAUUUUGAGUAUAAAAAUCAUGAAGCCAUCAGAUUUAACUAUUAUUUUAAAUGGUUUGGAGACAGUGACUCGAGCAUUAAUCAGAAUCAAUGAAACAGAAAUCAAUAAAGUAUGGAGAAAUUCAACUGUCAAUACCCUUGCAAAAUCAGUUGCUACCACAGUGGAAGAAACAUUCAGUGAUAUCAUAGUCUCUUCUGGAAAAGGAAAUGUCUUGGUAAAAGUUGCCUCUGAAGUCAGAGAGAGAGGCUCAAUGGUAACUGAAUCUGUGAAACAUUAUGCUACGUAUGUUGCAAACAGAAACAAAAUUCCUUCAGCAACUGAAGAAAUUUCUGAUUUGCAUAUUGAUCACCCUAUUUUAAAUGAAAAUAUGAAUCUUUCUAAUCCAAGUACUCUUCAGGGAAAUAGGCAGAUAGAAAAAGAAUCUUUCAAAAGUCCUGAGUACACUGAAGUUGUGUUUACUGCACCUCAGGGAAACAUAAAAACUGAAAAGGAAUCUCUCAAAAGUCCCGAAUCUACUGAAGCUGUGUUUACUUCGCAUCAAACAUUAAUAGAUAUCCAAAUACCUAAAGAAAUCUUGCCACAGCAAAAGAUUCAGAAAUCAAGAAUUAAACCUCAGUUAAGCGAACGAGCUCGAGAAAGGAAAGUACCUUCAUCACGCUUCAGUCGUCUCCUUUCAUAUGGAGGUCUUGCUGCUGGUAUGGGAAUAGGUGCUAUAGCAGAAACUGCAAGGAAAAGAUUAGGAUUUAAGACUGAAAAGAUUUCAAGUGUAGGUUCUCUUUUAUCAGAGAAUCCUUUCCUUUCUGAAGCAAAUGCUAAUCGAAUUGUUGAUACUUUAUGCAAAGUGCGGGGUGCUGCUUUAAAACUUGGUCAAAUGCUGAGCAUACAAGAUAAUGCUAUGAUGAAUCCUCAGCUAGCCGCUGUUUUUGAAAGAGUUCGCCAGUCUGCAGAUUUUAUGCCAUCCUGGCAAAUGGAAAAAGUUUUGCUACAAGAAUUUGGGCCAGAUUGGAGAGAAAAGUUUUCGGAAUUUGAUCCAAAACCAUUUGCAGCUGCAUCAAUAGGCCAGGUGCACUGUGCUAAGCUACUAGAUGGUACAGAUGUUGCUUUAAAAAUUCAGUAUCCUGGAGUUGCUGAAGGCAUUAAAAGUGACAUAAGCAGUUUGAAGCGCAUCAUAACUAUGUUGGAUAUUGUGCCAAAAGGCAUGUAUUUAGAAAAUGUUUUGGCAGUUGCUGAACGUGAAUUGAGAAGGGAAGUUGAUUACAUUAAUGAAGCUCAGUCUGGGAAAACUUUUAAAAAAUUGUUAGAAUCCUAUGAAGAAUUCUUAGUUCCAGAAGUUUACGAAGAUUUAUGCACUACAAAUGUGCUUACUACAGAAUUGGUUUAUGGAACUCCAGUAGACAAACUUCAAAAUGCUGAUCAAGCUUUGAGAAACAAGGUUUGUGAAAAUCUUUUGAAUCUGUGUUUGAGGGAAAUUUUUUUAUUCAGAUUUAUGCAAACUGAUCCCAACUGGUCAAAUUUCUUAUACAACUUUGAUACAAAUCAAGUGAGUAUCUGA